Molecule: messenger RNA, 15393 nt
Organism: Nyctereutes procyonoides (raccoon dog)
Lineage: Eukaryota; Metazoa; Chordata; Mammalia; Carnivora; Canidae
Gene: MUC5B
Product: mucin 5B, oligomeric mucus/gel-forming
Exons: 58
Coding region: 1-15393 (5130 amino acids)
Cellular component (GO): extracellular matrix
Molecular function (GO): protein binding
Source: RefSeq, a predicted model, not a curated record
AUGGGUGCCCCGAGUGGGUGCCUGGCGCUGGCCUGGGCCCUUGCCACCCUGUUCUUGGUGCAGAAGUCAGGGGUCACGGCAGGUGGUCACUGGCCCACAGCUCUCUCCAUGGAGGGGGUGAUGGUGGUGAGGACGGUCAUCUCCCAGAGCCCCUGGCCGGGGCUGAGCGGUGCUGAGUACCCCAGCCUGCCGCACUGGCUGAAGGUGGUGGGCACUCAGGCCACAGGGAACCCCCCCAGGACUCGGGGCAAUGGGGCCCCCAUGCCUCCCGCCGCCAUGACUGUCAGUUCCAACGCGACUGGCUCUGGUCUUGGGUUUCUGCUAAGUCAUGCCCAGAAGCCUCCCCGACUGCAGACCCAGGGUGGUGUGCAGCCAAGCUGGGCAAGCACGGAGGCUGCUGCGAACAGUCCGCGGGUGGAUGCUGCUUGGAGUGUGACCGUCAUCCCACCCGUCACCAUCUUGCCCACCAUGAGCUUCCUGAACCCUGCGCACAACGGGCGGGUGUGCAGCACAUGGGGCGACUUCCACUACAAGACCUUCGACGGGGACGUCUUCCGCUUCCCGGGCCUGUGCAACUAUGUCUUCUCUGCGCACUGCGGGGCCGCCUACGAGGACUUCAACAUCCAGCUCCGCCGCGGCUUGGCCGGCUCCAGGCCCACCAUCACCCACGUCGUCCUCAAGACCCAGGGGCUGGUGCUGGAAGCCUCCAACGGCUCCGUCCUCAUCAACGGGCAGAGGGAGGAGCUGCCCUACAGCCGUGCUGGCCUCCUGGUGGAGCAGAGCAGCGUCUACCUCAAGGUCACUGUCUGGCUGGGGCUGACCUUCCUGUGGAAUGGAGAGGACAGCGCCCUGCUGGAGCUGGACCCCAAGUACGCCAACCAGACGUGUGGACUGUGUGGGGACUUCAACGGGCUCCCAGCUGUCAACGAGUUCUACUCCCAUAAUGCCAGGCUGACCCCUCUACAGUUUGGGAAUCUGCAGAAGCUGGAUGGGCCCACAGAGCAAUGCCAGGACCCCCCACCUUCCCCAGCCAACAACUGCACAGAUAGGGAGGGCGUCUGCCGCCGCACCCUGCUUGGCCGGGCCUUUGCCGAGUGCAACGCGCUGGUGGAUCCCACCGAGUACGUGGCCGCCUGCACCCAGGACCUCUGCCGCUGCCCUACCUGCCCGUGUGCCACCUUCGCGGAGUAUUCCCGCCAGUGCGCCCACGCGGGGGGACGGCCCCAGAACUGGAGGGGCCCCGACCUCUGCCCCCAGACCUGCCCCCUCAACAUGCAGCACCAGGAGUGCAGCUCACCCUGCGCAGACACCUGCUCCAACCCCGAGCGCUCCCAGCUCUGCGAGGACCACUGUGUGGAUGGCUGCUUCUGCCCCCCAGGCACGGUGCUGGAUGAUGUCACCCAUGGGGGCUGCCUGCCCCUGGAGCAGUGCCCCUGUACCCACGGCGGCCACACCUACGCCCCAGGGGCCUCCUUCACCACCAGCUGCAGCUCCUGCACUUGCUCCGGGGGGCUGUGGCAGUGCCAGGACCUCCCGUGCCCUGGCACCUGCUCUGUUCAGGGCGGGUCCCACAUCUCCACCUACGACGAGAGGCUCUAUGACGUGCAUGGGGACUGCAGCUACGUCCUGUCCAAGAAAUGCACAGGCGACCUCUUCACUGUGCUGGCCGAGCUGCGGACGUGUGGCCUAACAGACAAUGAGAACUGCCUCAAAUCGGUGGCGCUCAGCAUGAACGGUGGGGACACGAUCAUCCAGAUCCAGGCCAAUGGCGGGGUCUUCAUAAACUCCAUCUACACCCAGCUGCCUGUGUCAGCAGCCAACAUCACCGUGUUCAGGCCCACCUCCUUCUUCAUCCUGGUACACACGGGCCUCGGGCUGCAGCUGCAAGUACAGCUGGUACCCCUCAUGCAGGUGUUCCUCAGGCUGGACCCCUCCUACCAGGGACAGAUGUGCGGCCUGUGUGGGAACUUCAACCAGAACCAGGCCGAUGACUUCCGCGCCCUCAGCGGCGUGGUGGAGGGCACAGCUGCCGCAUUCGCCAACACCUGGAAGACCCAGGCCGCCUGCCCCAACGUCAAGAACAGCUUUGAGGACCCCUGCUCCCUCAGCGUGGAGAACGAGAACUAUGCUCGGCACUGGUGCUCCCUGCUGACCGACCCGGCCGGAGCCUUCUCACGCUGCCACUCUAUCCUCAACCCUGCGCCCUUCCACUUGAACUGCAUGUUCGACACGUGUAACUGUGAGAAGAGCGAGGACUGCCUGUGUGCGGCCCUGUCCUCCUAUGUGCAUGCCUGCGCCACCAAGGGGGUGCUGCUCAGCAGCUGGAGGGAUGGCGUGUGCACCAAGUAUAUGAGCAGCUGCCCCAAGUCCCAGAACUACACGUAUGUGGUGGAGAGCUGCCAGCCCACCUGCCGCGCUCUGAGCCAGGUGGACGUCACCUGCGGUGUCUCCUUCGUUCCCGUGGAUGGCUGCGUCUGCCCCUCGGGCACCUUCCUGGAUGAUGCGGGUGCUUGUGUGUCCGCCGAGGCCUGCCCCUGCUACUUCCAUAGCUCUGUGGUGGCUCCGGGGGAGGUGGUACACGACAACGGCGUGGUGUGUUCGUGUGCGGGUGGGAAGCUAAGUUGCCUGGGAGCAGCAGAGCAGAAGAGCUCAGGAUGCACGGCCCCCAUGGUGUACCUGGACUGCAACAACGCCUCGGCAGGCACGCCGGGGGCCGAGUGUCUCAGGAGCUGCCACACGCUGGACGUGGACUGUUUCAGCACCCACUGCGUAUCUGGCUGCGUGUGCCCCCCGGGGCUGGUGUCGGACGGGAGCGGGGGUUGUGUGGCCGAGGAGGACUGCCCGUGUCUGCACAACGAGGCUGCCUACAAGCCCGGGGAGACCAUCAAGGUCGCCUGCAACACCUGCACGUGCAGGAACCGCAGGUGGGAGUGCAGCCACAAGCCAUGCCUGGGCACCUGCGUGGCCUAUGGGGACGGCCACUUCAUCACCUUUGAUGGGGAGCGCUACAGCUUCGAAGGGAGCUGCGAGUACACACUGGCCCAGGACCACUGUGGUGGGAAUGGCACCGCCAACGGGACCUUCCGCGUGGUCACCGAGAACGUCCCCUGCGGGACCACAGGUGUCACCUGCUCCAAGGCCAUCAAGCUGUUCCUGGAGAACUACGAGCUGAUCCUGCACGAGGGCACCUACAAGGUGGUGCAGCGGGGCCCGGGCAGAGGCCUGCCCUACAAGGUCCGGUACACAGGCAUCUACCUGACUGUGGAGACUCAGAGUGGCGUGCUGCUGUCCUGGGACCGAAAGACAAGCGUAUUCAUCCGGCUGCGGCAGGACUACAAGGGCCGGGUCUGCGGGCUGUGCGGGAACUUUGACGACAAAGGUGUCAAUGACUUCACCACGCGGAGCCAGUCCGUGGUGGGCAGCGCCCUGGAGUUUGGCAACAGCUGGAAAUUCUCCCCGUCCUGCCCUGACGCCCCAGCCCCCAGGGACUCCUGCACUGCCAACCCCUACCGCAAGUCCUGGUCUCAGAAGCAGUGCAGCAUCAUCAACAGCGCCACGUUCGCCGCCUGCCAUUCUCAGGUCGACCCCACCAAGUACUAUGAGGCCUGUGUGGGCGAUGCAUGUGCCUGCGACUUGGGGGGCGACUGUGAGUGCCUCUGCACGGCCGUGGCUGCCUACGCCCAGGCCUGCCGUGACGUGGGCGUGUGUGUGUCCUGGAGGACCCCGGACAUCUGCCCCUUGUUCUGCGACUAUUACAACCGUGAGGGCCAUUGUGAGUGGCACUACCAGCCGUGCGGGGCGCCCUGCAUGAAGACCUGCCGGAACCCCAGUGGGCGCUGCCAGAUGGACCUGCCGGGCCUGGAAGGCUGCUACCCCAGGUGCCCACCCAGUGAGCCGUUCUUCAGCGAGGACCAGAUGAAGUGCGUGGCCCAGUGCGGCUGCUAUGACGAGGACGGGAACUACCACGACGUGGGCGCGAGGGUCCCCGCGGCAGAGAACUGCCAGAGCUGUGAAUGCACGGCCGGCGGCCUCCGCUGCACGCACAGCCUCGAAGCCUGCACGUGCGUCUAUGAGGGCCAGACCUACCACUACGAGGACGUCAUCUACAACACCACGGACGGGCUGGGUGCCUGCCUGAUUGCCAUCUGCGGACACGAAGGAAGGAUAAUUCGGAGGACCAUGGAAUGUCCCGGGACACCCUCCACAACUCCCUUCACCUUCACCACCACCGCGGCCCCGCUCUCCACGACAGGCUCAGGCACCACCUUCCCCACCGUGUGUGUGCGCGAGCGCUGCCUCUGGUCUGACUGGUACGACAGCGGCCGCCCGGAGCCUGGCAUGGCAGGUGGAGACUUUGAGACGUUUGCGAACCUGAGGCAGAGCGGUCACCAGGUCUGCCCAGCCCCGGCGAGCAUCGAGUGCCGAGCACAGGGGCUCCCUGACACCCCACUUCAGCAGCUGGGCCAGAAGGUGGAGUGUGACGUGGCCCAGGGGCUGACGUGCCUCAAUGCUGAGCAGAGCCCCCCACUCUGCCACAACUACGAGGUGCGGGUCCUCUGCUGUGACUACGUGCCCUGCGGCACCUCCCCUGGCACCAUCAGCCUGCAGACUCCGACCGAGUCCCUGCCCACCCCCCGCACGCAGACCCCACCUGCCGAGCCCACCACAACAGGGACCUGGGCACCGAGCAGCUCCGCAACCUUGGCGACCACCUCCUGUCAGCCCCGGUGCCAGUGGACGGAGUGGUUCGAUGAGGACUACCCCAAGUCCGAGGAGGCCGGUGGGGACGUCGAGUCCUACGACAGGAUCCGGAGUGCAGGAGGGGCCGUGUGCGAACAGCCUCAGGACAUCGAGUGCCAGGCCGAGAACUUCCCCGGCAGGAGCCCUGAGUCGCUGGGCCAGCGCGUGCACUGUGACGCCAGCUUCGGCCUGGUGUGCAGGAACCAGGAGCAGGUGGGCCUCUUCAAGAUGUGCUACAACUACAGGAUCCGCGUGUUCUGCUGUAGCCGUGACCACUGCGAGCAGCCCACGCCCCAGCCACCGACACAGACACCACCGCUGAGAUCCACGGGAGGCCCCUCAAGUGGACCCACCCCAGUGUCGGGGACCACGCAGAUCCUCAUGACUCCCACAACAGGCACUGUCUCCACUGGCCCCCUGUCCACCUCACACACUGAGAUGCACACAACAAGAGCAAAGACAUCCCUGGAAACCCUGGUGACUGCCACCACCGAGGCCACCAGCAGCCAGGGCACGACCGGCUGUCAGCCCCAGUGCGAGUGGACAGACUGGUUUGACGUGGACUUUCCAACCUCAGGGGUCGAGGGUGGGGACAUGGAGACCUUUGAGAACAUCAGGAUUGCUGGGGGCACGCUGUGCCAGGAGCCCCAGCGCAUCCAGUGCCGGGCAGAGAACUACCCCGAGGUCAGCAUCGACCAGAUUGGACAGGUGCUCACCUGCAGCCUGCACACAGGGCUGAUCUGCAGGAACCAGGACCAGAAGGGGCCCUUCAACAUGUGCUUCAACUACAAUGUCCGAGUGCUCUGCUGCCACCCGUCCCCGCACUGCCCCAGCACAGCUGCUCCCAGCACGGUCACCCUCAGCACGGCUGCCCCAAGCACCACCUCGACCACACCGUCCAUUCAGACCUAUGCCUCCUCCCCUGAGGCCACCUCCACAGCCCCCUCGCCAGCCCCGCAGACCACCCGCACCCUAGUGACCCCCACCACCAUGGCCACCACUAUCUUCCCCUCCGUGCCCAUCACCCGGGUCUCCACAGGCAGCCCCCGCAGCAGUGAGUCCCCAACCUGGCACCCCAAGACCUCGCCUGGACAGCCCACCACGCUGCCCGGCACAGCACAGGCCACCUCCAGCACAGGGCCUGGCACCAGAGCCUCCCCAUCGCCCCCCACAAUUCAGGCCACCAGCUCUCCGUGGAGCACCACCAUACGUCUCUCCGCGGGCACAUCCAGGGCCACAGCACCCACAGGCAAGACCCAGACCUCCCUACUUGUCACUUCCAGCCACACCCAGAGCCCCACCUCCCCAGUGGCCGGGUCCACAGCCUGUGAACCCCGCUGUGCUUGGACGGACUGGAUAGAUGAGAGCUACCCGACGCCAGGGGUGUCUGGUGGGGAAUUUGAGACCUACACCAACAUCCGGGCAGACGGCAAAGCCAUCUGCAAGCAGCCACUUGACCUGCAGUGUCGUGCAGUGACCCUGUCUGACAACACCUUGGAGAUGCUGGGCCAGGUGGUGCACUGUGGGCUGCCGGAGGGCCUGGUUUGCCGCAAUCAGGACCAGGACGACCGGCUCAAGAUGUGCCUCAACUACAAAAUCCGAGUGCUCUGUUGUGAGGACUACAGCCACUGUGCCAGCACCCUGGCCACCACCGUGGUGAGCCCGCAGGGCACCAGCCCAGGUCUGACCCCCACACUGGCCACCAGCACCACUGUCCAACCUCCAAUGACCCCCAGUCCUAUGGCCCCCAGCACUGGCCAAACUGUGGCCACCUCCACCUGCCAGCCCACCUGCCGCUGGACCAAAUGGAUGGACAGUGACCAACCCCUGCCCGGUCGCUACGGGGGUGACAUUGAAACCUACUACCACAUCCAGGAUGCCGGUGGCCAGCUCUGUGAGGAGCCCGAGGCCAUCGAGUGCCAGGCGGUGCUCUACCCAGACACACCCCUGGAGCAGCUGGACCAGGUGGUGUAUUGUGACGUGAGCUAUGGGCUCAUCUGCAGAAACAACCGGCAGAGGGGGGCCGGCCCUGCCUCAACUACCACAUCCGCGACCACCCAGAGGGUCCCUACCUCCACCACACAGACCUUUCUUUCUUCCUUUGGGACCACCGAGGGGGUCACUGCGUCCACCACCCAGACAGGCCCCUCUUCCCCAGGGACCCCCCAGAGGGUCUCAGAAUCCACUACCCAGACCCUUCCUACCCCUGCCAGGACCACAGAGAGGGUCUCCAGCCUCAGUCCGUCUGCCUCCCCGAGGUUGCCCACCACAAUCACCAAGCCCACCUCACCCAGUGCCCCCACCUCGGGCCCUGUGGUGACCUCUAGCAGGUGGAUCUCCUCCAAGUCCCCGGCCAGCACAUCCACCUUCGGGACCACGUCGGUCUCCAGGCCCCCACAGCCCAGCUCCAGCACACACACCUUGGCCACGUCGUCCUCCACGGGCUGCAGCCCACGGUGCACGUGGACAGACUGGUUCGACGAGGACUACCCCACGCCAGGCCUGGACGGCGGGGACUUCGAGACCUUCUCGGUCUUCCGCUCAGCGGGCCUCAGCUUCUGCCAGCACCCCCAGGACAUCCAGUGCCGAUCAGAGAAGGCGCCGGACACGCGUCUGGAGGACCUGGGGCAGGUGGUCCAGUGCAACGUGAGCUUCGGGCUGGUGUGCCGCAACCGGGAGCAGCCGGGGCCGCUGCGCUACUGCCACAACUACCACGUGCGCCUGCUGUGCUGUGAGGACAAUGGCCACUGCCCCUCUGCCACCACCACCUCCACGGCGCCCUCGACGUCCCCUAAAGUCUUCAGUACAACCAGCAGCACAGGUCAAAGCUCACCAGGGGUUACCUGGCUACCGACCACGGCCACCCUCCCUUCCUCCCCCAGGACCAACCAGAGGGUCCCUACGUCCACUACCCAGACCUUUCCUUCUUCCUUUGGGACCACUGAGGGGAUCACUGUGUCCACGACCCGGACAGGCCCCUCUUCUCCAGGGACAACCAAGAAGGUCACUGUGUCCACCAUCCAAACAGUCCCCUCUUCCCCAGAGACCACGCAGGGGGUCACUGUGUCCACCACCCAGACAGCCGCCUAUUCCACUGGGACAACCAAGAGGGUCCUUGUGUCCACCAGGCAGACAGGCGCCUCUUCCCCAGGGACCUCCCAGGGGGUCACUAUGUCCACGACCCAGACAGGCCCCUCUUCUUCAGGGACAACCGAGAAGGCCACUGUGUCCCACCGACAGCCCCUCCCCAGGACCCGAGUCACUGUCCCACCCAGACAGGCCCCUCUUCAGGACCCAGAGGCACUGGUCCACCACAGACAGCCCUCUUCCCAGGACCCCGAGGGUCACUGCGUCCACCACCCAGACAGGCUCUGCUUCCCCAAGGAUGACCUCCCAGAGGAUCACUGCAUCGACCACCCAGACAGGCCCCUCUUCCCCAGUGACAACCGAGAAGGCCACUGUGUCCACCAUCCAGACAGUCCCCUCUUCCCCAGGGACCUCCCAGGGGGUCACUACGUCCACCAUCCAGACAGGCCCCUCUUCUUCAGGAACAACCGAGAAGGUCACUGUGUCUACCACACAGACAGUCCCCUCUUCCCCAUGGACCACCCAGGGGGUCACUGUGUCCACCACCCAAACAGGCCCCUCUUCCCCAGGGAUAACCAAGAAGGUCCUUGUUUCUACCACCCAGACAGGUCCCUCUUCCCCAGGGACCUCCCAGAAGGUCACUGCGUCCACCACCCAGACAGGCGCCUCUUCCCCAGGGACCUCCCAGGGGGUCGCCACGUCCACCAUCCAGACAGGCUCCUCUUCCCCUGGGACAACCGAGAAGGCCACUGUGUCGACCAUCCAGACAGGCCCCUCUUCCCCUGCAACCUCCCAGGGGGUCGCCACAUCCACCAUCCAGACAGGCCUUUCUUCCCCAGUGACCUCCCAGAGGCUCACAGCGUCCACCACCCAGACAGGCCCCUCUCCCCCAGUGACCUCCCAGGGGAUCACUGUGUCCACCACAGAGACAAGCCCCUCUUCCCCACAGAUAACCAAACAAGUCCUUAUAUCUACUACCCAGACAGGCCCCUCUUCCCCAAGGACCUCCAAGAGGCUCACUGCGUCCACCACCCAGACAGGCCCCUCUUCCCCGGGACAACCGGGAAGCCACUGAUCCACCAUCCAGACAGGCCCCUCUUCCCCAGGGACCUCCCAGAGGGUCACUGCAUCCACCACCCAGACAGGCCCCUCUUCCCCAGGGACCUCCCAGGGGGUCACUGUGUCCACCACCCAGACAGGCCCCUCUUCCCCAGGGACCUCCCAGGGGGUCACUGUGUCCACCACCCAGACAGGCCCCUCUUCCCCUGCGACCUCCCAGGGGGUCACUGUGUCCACCACCCAGACAGGCCCCUCUUCCCCUGCGACCUCCCAGAGGACAGGCCCCUCUUCCCCAGCGACCUCCCAGGGGUCACUGUGUCCACCACCCAGACAGGCCCCUCUUCCCCUGCGACCUCCCAGACCACAGAGAGGGUCUCCAGCCUCAGUCCGUCUGCCUCCCCGAGGUUGCCCACCACAAUCACCAAGCCCACCUCACCCAGUGCCCCCACCUCGGGCCCUGUGGUGACCUCCAGCAGGUGGAUCUCCUCCAAGUCCCCGGCCAGCACAUCCAUCUUCGGGACCACGUCGGUCUCCAGGCCCCCACAGCCCAGCUCCAGCACACACACCUUGGCCACGUCGUCCUCCACGGGCUGCAGCCCACGGUGCACGUGGACAGACUGGUUCGACGAGGACUACCCCGUGCCAGGCCUGGACGGCGGGGACUUCGAGACCUUCUCGGUCUUCCGCUCAGCGGGCCUCAGCUUCUGCCAGCACCCCCAGGACAUCCAGUGCCGAUCAGAGAAGGCGCCGGACACGCGUCUGGAGGACCUGGGGCAGGUGGUCCAGUGCAACGUGAGCUUCGGGCUGGUGUGCCGCAACCGGGAGCAGCCGGGGCCGCUGCGCUACUGCCACAACUACCACGUGCGCCUGCUGUGCUGUGAGGACAAUGGCCACUGCCCCUCUGCCACCACCACCUCCACGGUGCCCUCGACGUCCCCUAAAGUCUUCAGUACAACCAGCAGCACAGGUCAAAGCUCACCGGGGGUUACCUGGCUACCGACCACGGCCACCCUCCCUUCCUCCCCCAGGACCAACCAGAGGGUCCCUACGUCCACUACCCAGACCUUUCCUUCUUCCUUUGGGACCACUGAGGGGAUCACUGUGUCCACGACCCGGACAGGCCCCUCUUCUCCAGGGACAACCAAGAAGGUCACUGUGUCCACCAUCCAAACAGUCCCAUCUUCAGGGAUAACUGAGAAGGUCACUGCAUCCACCACCCAGACAGGCCCCUCUUCCCCAGGAACCACCCAUGAGGUCACUGUGUCUACCAUCCAGACAGGGCCCUCUUCCUCAGGGAUAACCAAAAGGGUCCUUGUGUCUACUACCGAGACAAGCCCCUCUUCUCCAGGGACGUCUCAGAGGGUCACUGCAUCCACCACCCAGACAGGCCCCUCUUCCCCAGAAACCACCCAUGGGGUCACUGAGUCUACCAUUCAGACAGGCCCCUCUUCCCCAGGGACCUCCCAGGGGGUCACUACAUCCACCACCCACACAGGCCCCUCUUCCCCAGUGACAACCAAGAGCGUUCUUCUAUCCACCACCCAGACAGGCCUCUCUUCCCCAGGGACCUCCAAGAGGGUCACUGCGUCCACCAUCCAGACAGGCCGCUCCUCCCCAGGAAGCACCCAGGGGACCACUGUGUCCACCACACAGACAGGCUCUUCCUCCCCUGGGACAACUGAGAAGGCCACUGCGUCCACCAUCCAGACAGGCCCCUCUUCCCCAAGGACCUCCCAGGGGGUCACGACGUCCACCACCCAGACAGGGACCUCCCAGGGGGUCACUGUGUCCACCAUCCAGACAGGCCCCUCUUCCCCUGCGACCUCCCAGGGGGUCACUGCAUCCACCACCCAGACAGGCCCCUCUUCCCCUGCGACCUCCCAGAGACUCACCGUGUCCACCACCCAGACAGAGACUCACCGUGUCCACUACCCAGACAGGCCCCUCUUCCCCAGGGACCUCCCAGAGGGUCACUGCAUCCACCACCCAGACAGGCCCCUCUUCCCCAGGGACCUCCCAGAGGGUCACUGCAUCCACCACCCAGACAGGCCGCUCUUCCCCAGGGACCUCCCAGGGGGUCACUACUUCCACCACCCAGACAGGCCCCUCUUCCCUGCGACCUCCCAGAGGGUCACUGUGUCCACCACCGACACAGGCCCCUCUUCCCCUGCGACCUCCCAGAGACUCACCGUGUCCACUACCCAGACAGGCCCCUCUUCCCCAGGGACCUCCCAGGGGGUCACCGUGUCCACCACCCAGACAGAGACUCACCGUGUCCACUACCCAGACAGGCCCCUCUUCCCCAGGGACCUCCCAGAGGGUCACUGCAUCCACCACCCAGACAGGCCCCUCUUCCCCUGCGACCUCCCAGAGACUCACCGUGUCCACUACACAGACAGGCCCUCUUCCCCAGGGACCUCCCAGAGGGUCACUGCAUCCACCACCAGACAGGCCCCUCUUCCCCUGCGACCUCCCAGAGGACUCACCGUGUCCACUACCCAGACAGGCCCCUCUUCCCCUGGGACCUCCCAGGGGGUCACCGUGUCCACCACCCAGACAGGCCCCUCUUCCCCAGGGACCUCCCAGGGGGUCACUGUGUCCACCACCCACACAGGCCCCUCUUCCCCUGCGACCUCCCAGAGACUCACCGUGUCCACUACCCAGACAGGCCCCUCUUCCCCAGGGACCUCCCAGAGGGUCACUGCGUCCACCACCCAGACAGGCCCCUCUUCCCCAGGGACCUCCCAGGGGGUCACUGUGUCCACCACCCACACAGGCCCCUCUUCCCCUGCGACCUCCCAGGGACUCACCGUGUCCACCAUCCAGACAGGCCCCUCUUCCCCAGCGACCUCCCAGAGGGUCACUGCAUCCACCACCCAGACAGGCCCCUCUUCCCCUGUGACCUCCCAGAGACUCACCGUGUCCACUACCCAGACAGGCCCCUCUUCCCCAGGGACCUCCCAGAGGGUCUCUGUCUCUACCACCCAGACCCUUCCUACCCCUGCCAGGACCACAGAGAGGGUCUCCAGCCUCAGUCCGUCUGCCUCCCCGAGGUUGCCCACCACAAUCACCAAGCCCACCUCACCCAGUGCCCCCACCUCGGGCCCUGUGGUGACCUCCAGCAGGUGGAUCUCCUCCAAGUCCCCGGCCAGCACAUCCAUCUUCGGGACCACGUCGGUCUCCAGGCCCCCACAGCCCAGCUCCAGCACACACACCUUGGCCACGUCGUCCUCCACGGGCUGCAGCCCACGGUGCACGUGGACAGACUGGUUCGACGAGGACUACCCCGUGCCAGGCCUGGACGGCGGGGACUUCGAGACCUUCUCGGUCUUCCGCUCAGCGGGCCUCAGCUUCUGCCAGCACCCCCAGGACAUCCAGUGCCGAUCAGAGAAGGCGCCGGACACGCGUCUGGAGGACCUGGGGCAGGUGGUCCAGUGCAACGUGAGCUUCGGGCUGGUGUGCCGCAACCGGGAGCAGCCGGGGCCGCUGCGCUACUGCCACAACUACCACGUGCGCCUGCUGUGCUGUGAGGACAAUGGCCACUGCCCCCCUGCCACCUCCACCUCCACGGCCUCCUCUUCGGCACCACAGACCCCCCGCACGCCAGUGACGCCCACCACGAGGACCACCACUGUUUUCCCCUCCGUGCCCAUAUUCCACAUUUCCACGGUCUCCACAGGCCGCCCCCGCAGCAGUGAGUCCCCAACCUGGCACCCCGGGACCUCGCCGGGACAGCCCAGCACACUGCCCAGCACAGCACAUGCCAUCUCCAGCUCAGGAGCCAGCACCAGAGCCUCCCUGUCGCCCCCCACGCCUGAGGCCACCAGCUCUCCGUGGAGCACCGUGCGCCUCUCUGCGGCCUCCUCCCUGUCCCCAGAGACCACCCACAUCUUGCCACCAGUUACCAUGUCCACUGUAUCCUCCGCUGUGCUCACUACCCCGAGGCCCGCCUCAUCCCCCAGCUCCCACUUCACCACUGGCUGCCUCUGCCAGGCGUUUGGGCAGCUCUUCUCCCCUGGGGACGUCGUCUACAACAAGACGGACAGAGCAGGCUGCCACUUCUACGCCAUCUGCAACCAGCGCUGUGACAUUGACCGCUUCCAGGGCACCUGCCCCACCACCUCGCCCCCGGAGUCCUCAGCCUCUACGCCCCCGGAGUCUUCAGUCUCUACACCCCGGGAGUCCUCAGUCUCUACCCCCCCAGAGUCCUCGGCCUCUACGUCCCCAACCACCCCAGCCGCGGUUUGCGACCUCAUUGUCCCUCCCCGACAGGUAAACGAGUCCUGGACCCUGUCAGACUGCACCAGGGCGCGGUGUGAAGGCUACAACCAUGUGAUCCUCCUGGGGCGCAAACCAGUGCCCAGCAUCCACUGUGUGAACGGGCACCAACCGGUCAAAGUGUGGUCAGAGAGUGAUCCCUGUGACUUCUACUUCGAGUGCGAGUGCUCCUGCAGAGGCUGGGGGGACUCUCACUACACCACCUUCGACGGCACCUCCUACUCCUUUCUGGACAACUGCACCCAUGUGCUCAUGAAGGAGAUCCACCCACGGCAUGGAAACCUCAGCAUCUACAUGAACAACUACUACUGCAGGGCCCCUGCAGCCACUGCCCACUGUCCCCGUGCCCUCAGCAUCCACUACAAGUCCACAGAGGUCAUCCUCACCAUCAGCAUCGACGCCAGCGGGCAGGAGCAAAGCCUGAUCCUGUUCGACCAAAUACAAGUGAGCUCCGGCUUCAGCAAGAACGGCAUGAGUGUGUCUGUGACAGGGACCACCACCAUGGGCAUCGACAUUCCUGCCAUUGGCGUGAACAUCACCUUCGAUGGGCACCUCUUCCAGAUCCGACUGUCCUACAGCCACUUCAGCCACAACACCGAGGGCCAGUGCGGCACCUGCACCAACAACCAGAAUGAUGACUGCCGCCAGCCAGACGGCACCAUGGCCCCCAGCUGCCAGCACAUGGCCCUCAGCUGGCUGGUCCCCGAGAGCAACAGGGAGGACUGCUGGGCACCCACCAGCCCACCCCCGACGGCAGGCACCCUGCCCUCAGCACCCACCACGCCCACCCCCACCCCCUGCCCCCCAGCGCCCCUCUGCGAACUGAUACUGAGCCCGGUCUUCGCAGAGUGCCAUGACCUCAUCCCACCUGGCCCAUUCGUCAGCUCCUGUGUCAGCGACAGCUGCCAACCCGACCGGCCCCAGGUGCUGUGCCAGAGCCUAGAGGCCUACGCAGCCCUCUGCCGUGCCCGGGGCGUGUGCAGCAGCUGGAGGAACGCCACCGACGGGCUGUGCAAUUUCACCUGCCCGCCUGACAAGGUGUACCAGCCGUGCGGCCCCGCACAGCCUGCGUCCUGUGACCUCAGGAGCCAGAGCGGAGCAGGCAGUGGGCUAGCAGAGGGCUGCUUCUGCCCUGACGGACACACCCUCUUCAACACGCACACAAACGUCUGUGUGCGUGAGUGCGCCUGCGUGGGACCAGAUGGGUUUCCCAAAUCUCCUGGGGAGCGGUGGGUCAGCGACUGCCAGGACUGCAUAUGCCACCCGGGCUCCAUAUCGGUGCAGUGCACGCGACUGCCGUGCAAAGCCCAGGACCCGCCCCCGCAAUGCAGUGGGGCUGGCUUCGUGGCCAUCACCAGGCCUCUGGGCAACAACUCAUGCUGUCUGGAGACGCUGUGCGUCUGCAACACAACCACCUGCACCCAGAGCCCACCCACAUGUGGGCCAGCAGAGGAGCUGGUCCGCACCCAGAAGGAGGAUGCCUGCUGCCCUACCUUCAGCUGCCGACCUCAGCUGUGCUUCUACAAUCACACUUUCUUUGGGGUUGGUGCCACCUUCCCAUCAGUCACUCCCUGCCACACGUGCACCUGCCUGUCCAUGGACACCCAGGGCCCAAUUGUGCAGUGUGAAGAGAACACCUGUAACACCACCUGCCGCCAGGGCUACGAGCACCGGAAGGUGGCCGGACAGUGCUGUGGGGAGUGCGUGCAGACAGCCUGUCCCACUUCUGAUGGCUGGCUGAUCCAGCCCAAUGAAACCUGGGUCAACCCCCUCCUGGACAACUGCACGGAGUACCGCUGCGAGGUCCAGAAUGGGCUCCACGUGCUCACUCAGAGGCCCACGCCCUGCCCGGUGGUGUCCAGCUGUGAGGGCAUCCUCAGGAAAAUAGGCUGCUGCUACUCCUGUGAGGAAGUGGACAAGUGCCAAGUCCGCGUCAACACGACGGUCCUGACACACCAGGGCUGUGCCACCCAUGCCCCAGUCAACGUCACGUUCUGCGAGGGCUCAUGCCCCGGAGUGUCCAAGUACUCCAUGGAGGCCCAGGCUAUGGAGCAUCAGUGCACCUGCUGCCAGGAGACAGUGGUUCACGAGGAGGUGGUGACCAUGCAGUGUCCCGAUGGGACAGCCGUCCAGCACACCUACACCCACGUGGACAAGUGCAGCUGUGCCCCGUCCUGCAGCCCCUCACCCAAGGCUCCCGAGGACAGCACCCCCGUCUUCCCAGUCUAG